Periophthalmus magnuspinnatus is the source of this 1551-nucleotide messenger RNA. RefSeq names its product transmembrane protein 151Ba (gene tmem151ba). NCBI's taxonomy places the organism in Eukaryota, Metazoa, Chordata, Actinopteri, Gobiiformes, Gobiidae. The record is from RefSeq and is a predicted model, not a curated record. The transcript has 2 exons. The coding region runs from base 79 to 1551 and encodes 490 amino acids.
UGUCCGCUCGGAUGAUGCGUAAAGGGGACCUCGGAGUGUCUAUGGAAAGCCCCUUUAACCCGACACGGAGCCGCAAUAAUGUCCCCAGCCUCAGCAGCCACGGCCAGCGAGAGCAGCACCAUCACUGUCCCCGGAGAAGAACCGGAGAGCCCGCGGGAAGAGCAGCGGCCGGUGAGGCAGUCCCUGUCCAAGUGUCUGUGUCAGGAGAGCCAGUGGAAGUGCCUACUGCUGUCCCUGCUCAUGUACGCUUGUGUGGGGGCCAUGGCCUGGUGCCAGCUCACCACAGUCACACGCCUCUCCUUCGACAGUGCGUACAAGGGCAAGUCUAUGAUGUACCACGACAGCCCCUGCUCCAACGGAUACAUCUACAUUCCUCUGGCCUUCCUGCUCAUGCUCUAUGUGGUGUACCUGGUGGAGUGCUGGCACUGCCACACCCAGAACCAGCUGCAGUACAAGGUGGAUGUGGACAACGUGAGCGAGCGCAUCGAGAGGAUGCAGCAGGCCACCCCCUGCAUCUGGUGGAAGGCCAUCAGUUAUCACUAUGUACGCAGGACACGACAAGUGACCCGCUACCGCAACGGAGACGCCUACACCACCACACAGGUCUACCACGAGAGGGUCAACACCCAUGUGGCAGAGGCAGAGUUCGACUAUGGAAACUGUGGGGUCAAAGACAUAUCUAAGAAGUUGGUGGGCCUGGAGAGCUUCCCAAUCACACGACUGAGGUUCACCAAGUGCUUCAGCUUUGCCAAUGUGGAGUCUGAGAACUCCUACCUCACACAGAGGGCUCGCUUCUUCACGGAGAACGAGGGUCUGGACGACUACAUGGAGGCGCGAGAGGGCAUGCACCUGAAGAAUGUGGACUUUAAGGAGUACAUGAUGGCCUUUUCUGAUCCCAGCCACCUCCCAUGGUAUGCCACUCACUCCACCUUCUGGGUGGCAGCUGCCCUGACCCUGUCCUGGCCCCUCAGGGUGCUGAUGGAGUACCGGACAGUCUGUGCACACUACCAUGUGGAGAAACUCUUUGGCUUUGACUAUGUCCCCAGCUCGCCCUCAGAGGAGAGGCCAUACAGCAGGCGCAUCCCGCGGGUCAACACCAUCGACAGCACAGAGCUGGAGUGGCACAUCCGCUCUAACCAGCAGCUGGUGCCCAGUUACUCGGAGUCUGUGCUCAUGGACCUGUCGCAGCGAUCUGAGGGAGGCUACAGUUACAGACAGAGCUGUGAGCGGUGCCAGCGCGCCAUCAGUAGCUCCUCCAUCUUCUCCCGCAGUGCCCUCAGCAUCAGCACCACGCCCUGCCUGCCCUUCAGCUCCAGCCGCUUGUCUCUGGGCCGCCUGCACAGCCUGUGGAGGAGCAGUGGGAGUCUGAACGAGGCCUGUCCUACGGAAAGCACUCGCCUGUCAGAGCCCAUGCCCCGGGAGGACGGCCCCCCUGACUACCAGGAUGCACUGUAUUUCCCUGUGCUCAUAGUACACCGUAAUGAAGGAUGCCUCAACCACGACCACCACACCCUGCACAGGAACGGCUCCUGUGUGGAGACCUCCUUAUGA